AGAAGCAGACUGUGUGGUGAAACUCUUCUCCCUCCUGCCGCAGACCAGGCCUCUUCACCAUGGGGAGGAUUGCCAAGGAAACGGCAGGUCAGAUCAUCAGCUUCAUCGGCUUCGUUGGUGUGGCGGUGACCUGCGGGAUCCCCAUGUGGAGGGUGACCAGCUUCAUCGGAGCCAACAUUGUGACAGGCCAGCUCAUUUGGGACGGUCUGUGGAUGAGGUGUGUAAUGCAGAGCACGGGGCAAAUGCAGUGCAGGCUGAAUGAGUCCGUGAUGAGCCUGUCCAGGGAUCUGCAGGCUGCCCGAGCCUUGGUCAUCAUCUCCCUCAUCUUCGCCUUCAUCGGCUUCAUGCUCAGCUUCAUCGGAGCAAAGUGUACCAGCUGUCUGAAGAGAGACUCAUCAAUGGCCAAGGUGGUGAUCUUAUCAGGAUGUCUGAUCAUCGCUGCUGCUAUCAUUCUCCUGAUCCCCGUCUGCUGGUCUGCAGCCGUGACCAUCACAGAGUUUGAGGACCCCCUCACUGUGAACACGCAGAGGAGAGAAAUAGGAGCUGCCAUCUACAUCGGCUGGGCCUCUGCUUUAAUUCUCCUCAUAGGUGGGAUUAUCCUCUGCACGUCCUGCCCUCCAAACAAGCCGAUUUAUGGAUACCAACCAGGCUACCAGCCACCAGUGUACCCUUAUGCAGCCACAAACCCACCGACCUACAGCCCCGUGUAUGUUCCUCCAUCCAGCCGAGCAUACACAGGCAGCGUCUCAUACGCACCCACCAAACCUUACGCAGCACCAACCGCCUACUCUCCUCGACAGUUUGUCUAAAAAACUGACAGAUCACUAAGAGGGUAAAGACUGAGAUCACUGCUACGGUGACUUCAGGGACUUUUUAUACUAAUAGAAACACGUGCUGUAUUUGUAGAGAACUGUUUAUGCUCUGCUUUAUACACUGUUGUGAUUCAGAGUUUGUCAAUGAAACAGCCCAGUGAUCUGUGAAUUUAAGAAAUCUUUGAUAGAAAUGAUUCUUCUUUUAGAUUGAUUUUGUGUUCUAAAGUAGAAAUCUUUCUAUUGAUAGAAGUGUACCAUUAUGUAGACUUGGUUGUUAAGGCUGCUUUGCUUUUUAGGAGGAAGUCAAUAUCAUUUUUUUUAA
Molecule: messenger RNA, 1134 nt
Organism: Cheilinus undulatus (humphead wrasse)
Lineage: Eukaryota; Metazoa; Chordata; Actinopteri; Labriformes; Labridae
Gene: cldnf
Product: claudin f
Exons: 1
Coding region: 60-809 (249 amino acids)
Biological process (GO): bicellular tight junction assembly; cell adhesion
Cellular component (GO): plasma membrane; bicellular tight junction
Molecular function (GO): structural molecule activity
Source: RefSeq, a predicted model, not a curated record